GAGCAGCUGUUAACAUUACCAAUGCAGUGUUGCCAAACGUAACAAUAUUAAACUAGAACAGAUAAUUUAUGUAAUUCAACCAAACAAUUACUUGGCACAAGUCAGCCGAUAAAGUCAUUAGGGAUAAGUGGAUGACAUUUCGAGUUGAACUUUGUGUUAGAGCCAUUAGUUCCGUUACACAACACAACGGCAGGAAGGAGGAGGACAAAAACAAGAGCCACCACGACGAAAGGCCAAAAGCUCUGGCUCCGUGCUCUUGAAAGUCCCCAUCAAAGUCAAAGAAGUCGUCCAAGAAAGGAAAAAAAAACACAACAAAGAACAAUGCGAAGUGGCACAAAAGAGACGAAAAAGCAAUAUUUGUAAGCCGCCGCACAAAGCCAAAUGAAGUUGGACGAACUAAUUGCCCAAAAUGGGUAGACUUGGGAAAAACACGACGGCGCGAGCGAGAUAAAAGCAGCGCACCAAACCGGACCGAGCGUUCAGUUCAGUUCUCAGCCAUCCGACGAAAACAUCGCAUCUCGGAUCGGAUUGGAUCAGUCGCAGUUUCUGCCUUUUAUCGCAUAUCGCAAAUAGAACGCGAAAAGUCCCGGCUGAACGUUAAUUUUUGCAUACAAUGGAGUACCUGAGCUACGUCUAUGAGAAAAUAUUCGGGGGCCAGGCCGGCGAUGACGACGACACGCAAGGGGCUUUCCACACGCCUCGCAAAGUAAUCUGUUUUGGCAACGUUCUUUUGGACCGGUUGGUUAAGCUGGAGGAUCCAGAGCUUCUCGAGCGUUAUGGCCUCGAGCUGGGUUCCAAGGGAGAGUUGGAUAUUGAAAAACUCAAUCAAUUGGCCACAGAGGCUUCAGAGAGCUCUCAGUGUCUCACGAAUCCUGGUGGCUCAGCCCUCAACACAGCCCGCAUCCUGAAGCAGCUCGGCACGGAUGCCCUCUUCUUUGGCGCCGUUGGCUCAGACAAGCAAGCCGAGGAGCUGCGACGUAUCUUUCGGGAGCGAGGCAUCGAGGCGCGACUACAGACCGUGGAGGAGGGGCACACGGGCCAGUGCGUCUGCCUGAUGUACAAAGAUAACCCCACGCUAUAUGCCAACAUCGGUGCUUCGGCUCAGUUCCAGGUGCAGACACUGAGUCACGCCGUUAGCCACGAGGGCCAGAGCUUUCUGCGACCUGUGGAGCGCAAACAGAUCCUGUACCUGGAGGGCUUCUUCGUGCCCCAGAGGAGCGACGUGUGCGACUAUAUAGUGCAGCACCUGGUGAGGGAGCGCCGACGACUGGCCCUGAAUCUCAGUGCGCCCUAUAUUGUGCGGGAAAAUCCCCAGGCUAUGCUGAAGCUAGCCCGUCUGGCCUUCUUUGUCUUUGGAAACCGACAGGAGUUCGAGGCCCUGGCAAAGGCUGCCGGAGGAUUCGAACACGUGGACGAACUGGCUAAGCACCUACUGCAAGCCAGCGGUCCCAAGGUCAUCUUUGUGACGAAUGGCAGUGCCGGUGUCCAGGUGAUUACCAACUAUGUGGAGGAGCUGGCUCCUGCAGGUCCCAUCACUUUCGAGGAUUAUCGGGCACAGCGAGUGGAUGAGCUGGUGGACUCGACUGGCGCAGGAGAUGCCUUUGUUGCCGGAUUCCUGCACGCCUGGCUGGAGAAGCGUUCGCUGGGCGAAUGCAUUCGGAUGGCGUCCAAUGUGGCCGCCAAGGUCGUCACCCAGGUGGGAUGCAACCUGCCGUAGAUCGGUAGAAUCUACCUGAAUUUGCCUUAAUCUCAGAGAGCGCACAAUCAAGUACCAAAGUAGACUCUUAGUACGUAAUUAUUCGGUUAAUCUCCUUACUUAGGAUAACACUCAUUCAGGUCUUUACUCAAGCAAUGAACUUAGUCGUAAGUUGACUAAAUAAAAAUGAUUUAUUUUGUGACCAAACAAA
Molecule: messenger RNA, 1907 nt
Organism: Drosophila serrata
Lineage: Eukaryota; Metazoa; Arthropoda; Insecta; Diptera; Drosophilidae
Gene: Adk3
Product: Adenosine kinase 3
Biological process (GO): purine nucleobase metabolic process; purine ribonucleoside salvage
Cellular component (GO): nucleus; cytosol
Molecular function (GO): adenosine kinase activity
Source: RefSeq, a predicted model, not a curated record